AUGGAGGUGCACGCCGACGUCGAUGGGUCCGGUGUGCCCCUGGCCGUGCUCCUCAAGCGGGAGCUGUGGAACCAGAAGGUGGAGAGGCCGGACAUCCUGUUCGGGGAGGCCAACAAGAGCAAGAAAGGGGAGGACUUCACGCUCCUCAUGCCUAGGUGCCACGCACCACGGGCGAAGGCGGCAGCAGUGGCAGCGGCGGCGAGAAUACAGGCGACGACGACACCAUUUCCGUGUUUGCGUAGUAGCAUGAUUGAUAGGCCUAAUUUUGCGAUUUUUGAUGGACACAAUGGCUCUACAGCUGCCAUAUACACCCGGGAGAAUCUAAUAAACAAUGUGUUGGCUGCUAUACCUCCAAAUCUCACAAGUGAGGAGUGGACAGCUGCGUUGCCAAGGGCACUAGUUGCUGGUUUUGUAAAAACAGACAAAGACUUCCAAACAAAAGCUGCACGUUCAGGGACCACUGUGACAUUUGUUAUAAUAGAUGGAUGGGUUGUCACUGUAGCAUCAGUUGGGGAUUCACGAUGUAUUCUAGAAUCUGCUGAGGGUUCAGUAUAUUUUUUAUCAGCAGAUCAUCGCCUGGAUGCUAAUGAAGAGGAGGUGGAGCGUGUAACAGCAAGUGGUGGUGAAGUUGGGAGAAUAAAUAUUGCUGGGGGUGCUGGGAUUGGUCCACUCAGAUGCUGGCCAGGUGGAUUGUGUCUAUCAAGGUCAAUUGGUGAUAUCGACGUCGGGGAAUUUAUAGUUCCUGUCCCACACGUGAAGCAAGUAAAGUUGUCCAAUGCUGGUGGACGGCUUGUCAUUGCCAGUGACGGUGUGUGGGAUGCCCUGCGUUUUCAAGAGGCUCUGAACUACACCAGGGGUCUGCCAGCUGAAGCUGCAGCUAAUCGAAUUGUUAAGGAAGCUGUCACUUCAAAGGGAUUAAGAGAUGACACUACUUGCAUAGUAGUUGACAUACUACCUCCAGAAAAGUUAAGCCCCCCACUAAAGAGGCAUGGAAAAGGAGUCAUCAAAGCUCUGUUCCGUCGGAGGCCCUCUGAUGAAAUGUCUGAAGACCAGAUGGACAGAGGAUGUUUGGAACCUGAUGUUGUGGAGGAAAUAUACGAGGAGGGUUCUGCAAUGCUUGCUCGAAGGUUGAAUAUAAAUUAUCCAGCAGGAAAUAUGUUCAAGCUGCAUGCUUGUGCUGUCUGCCAAUUGGAGAUGAAACCUGGUGAGGGCACCUCUGUUCAUGGUAACAUGCCCAAGCAUUCAAGAGUUGACCCCUGGGGUGGUCCUUUUCUCUGUUCCUCCUGUCAAGUGAAAAAGGAGGCCAUGGAAGGGAAGCUACAUUCAAGAAAUUCCCAAUCUGCUGUCCAACCUGUGCCUAAGUAG
Miscanthus lutarioriparius is the source of this 1365-nucleotide messenger RNA. NCBI's taxonomy places the organism in Eukaryota, Viridiplantae, Streptophyta, Magnoliopsida, Poales, Poaceae. The record is from the annotation of a GenBank genome assembly.